Molecule: messenger RNA, 579 nt
Organism: Hibiscus syriacus
Lineage: Eukaryota; Viridiplantae; Streptophyta; Magnoliopsida; Malvales; Malvaceae
Exons: 2
Coding region: 1-579 (192 amino acids)
Source: RefSeq, a predicted model, not a curated record
AUGGGAGUUGAUUCUAUGUCCAAGUUAUUUCUUAAGCUUAAGAUGCUUAAGGUUCGGUUAAGACAGUUUAAUGUGGAAAAGUUUGGGGAUAUAUUAAAGAUGGUGCAUGAAAAGAUGAUGGAGUUGGAAAGUGUUCAGUUGGGGAAUUUUGUAGAUGGAAAUUUUUCUGUGGCAUUGAAUGGGGAUUUAGUUGGCUAUUUUGAGGGUGCGCAGGGUGUCAGGCAAGGAGAUCUUUUGCCUCCUUUUCUAUUUGUUUUAUCCAUGAAUGUCCUGCCCAAGAUGUUGGAUGUUGCUGCUGGCCAUGGGUUUUUCAAUUAUCAUCCCAAGUGUCAUAGAAUUAAGCUUACCCACCUUUGCUUUACGGACGACUUUUUGAUCUUCUCGAAGGGUAGUUGCGACUCAAUGAUGGUAGUUUGGACUAUUUUGGAACAGUUUUAUGAGUUCUCUGGUCUUAAAUUCAAUGAUACCAAAAAUAAAAUUUAUUCCACCGGGAUUGGUGAGAGCAAGAUGUAUGCUAUUGUGGAAGAAACGGGCAUAAGGUCUUCUAGUCUUUCGGUGCAUUACAUGGGGAUUCCUUAG